UUUUUUUUUUUGAAUAUGAAAUAUGAAUAGAGAAGAGAGGAUAGGUUCAUUAUAUUAAAAAAAAAUGGGAAUUUCUCAUAAAUAAUUGAAGUAAUUGGGCGCGAGAGCCAAAUGAUUUGAAAGCUUCAUGUUUGGUUCGGGAAGGGAUCGUGGAAGUUUUGAAAUAAAUGGAAAGAUAAUCUACUUUCAUUAAGUGAUUUAUUAGAUAAUCGAAAAUAGAGGAUCUUGAAGACUAUUCGAAAUUCAGAAGAACUACGCAGGGGAGCCAUUGAACAGCUGGAAAAGCCCGGGCACGUUUAGGGAAAGUGGAAAUGGAAGCGGAUCAGUUUCAGGUGAAUGGAUACUCUGAUAUAGAACAAUAAAAGUCAAACUUGAUUAAUUCAACUUAUCAAACUUUGGAACAAUUUGAAAUUUACAAAAAUGAAACCAUUCGUUUUGAACAACAAAGAGCGAGUAAUCAAGUCCGACAACGGGUUUUCCAACAAGCCUUAAAAGGAGCUCUAGGAACUCUGACUAGUUCUUUGAACAACAAGUUACAUUUAUGUACCAUCAAUGCUAAUAUUGGCAUGUUUGGGACGCUGACAGAAAUAAUCGAUUAGUCCUUCUACUGUCUACUGUAGGCAUUAUUUUUUUUUUCCAAAAAAGAAUUAAGAAAUACUCAUGGUAACCAUUCGAGCGGAUGAAAUUAGUAAUAUUAUUCGGGAACAUAUUGAGCAAUAUAAUAGAGAAGUAAAGGUUGUAAAUACCAGUACCGUACUUCAAGUAGGCAACGGCAUUGCCCGUAUUUAUGGUCUUGAUGAAGUAAUGUCGGGUGAAUUAGUAGAAUUUGAAGAGGGUACAAUAGGCAUUGCUCUGAAUUUGGAAUCAAAUAAUGUCGGUGUUGUAUUAAUGGGUGGUGGUUUGAUGAUCCAAGAAGGAAGUUCUGUAAAAGCAACAGGAAGAAUUGCUCAAAUACCCGUAAGCGAGGCUUAUUUAGGUCGUGUUAUAAAUGCCCUAGCGAAACCUAUUGAUGGUCGAGGUGAAAUUUCAGCUUCUGUGAUCCCUAUAGGACGUGGUCAGCGAGAAUUAAUUAUUGGGGAUAGGCAGACCGGUAAAACAGUAGUAGCCACAGAUACGAUUCUUAAUCAACAAGGGAAAAAUGUAAUAUGUGUCUAUGUCGCUAUUGGUCAAAAGGCAUCUUCCGUGGCUCAGGUAGUGACUACUUUACAAGAAAAGGGAGCAAUGGAAUACACGAUUGUGGUAGCCGAAACGGCGGAUUCUCUGGCUACAUUACAAUACCUCGCUCCUUAUACAGGAGCAGCUCUGGCUGAAUAUUUUAUGUACCAUAAACGACACACUUUAAUCAUUUAUGAUGAUCCUUCCAAACAAGCACAGGCUUAUCGCCAAAUGUCUCUUCUAUUACGAAGACCGUUGGGUGGCGAAGCUUAUCCAAGAGAUGUUUUUUAUUUGCAUUCACGACUUUUGGAAAGAGCCGCUAAAUCAGGUUCACGUUUAGGUGAAGGAAGUAUGACUGCUUUACCAAUAGUUGAGACCCAAUCAGGAGAUGUUUCAACUUAUAUUCCUACUAAUGUAAUCUCAAUUACAGAUGGCCAAAUUUUCUUAUCCGUCAAUUUAUUCAAUGCUAGAAUCAGACCUGCCAUUAACAUGGGGAUUUCCGUCUCCAGAGUAGGAUCUGCCACUCAAAUUAAAGCCAUGAAACAAGUAGCCUGCAAACUAAAAUUGGAAUUGGCACAAUUCGCAGAAUUAGAAGCCUUUGCACAAUUCACAUCUGAUCUUGAUAAAGCUACUCAGAAUCAAUUGGCAAGAGGUCAACGAUUACGCGAGUUGCUCAAACAAUCUCAAUCAUCCCCUCUCACGGUGGAAAAACAGGUAAUGACUAUUUAUACUGGAACGAAUGGUUAUCUUGAUUCAUUAGAAAUUGGACAGGUAAAGAAAUUUCUCGUUGAGUUACGGACUUAUUUAAAAAUGAAUAAACCGCAGUUCCAAGAAAUCAUAUCUUCUACCAAGAUAUUCAAUGAGGAAGUAGAAGCCCUUUUGAAAGACGUUAUUCAAGAACAAAUGGAACGCUUUCUACUUUACGAACAGGUAUAA
Messenger RNA from Quercus robur (English oak), 2091 nucleotides. RefSeq names its product ATP synthase subunit alpha, chloroplastic-like. The record is from RefSeq and is a predicted model, not a curated record. Lineage: Eukaryota; Viridiplantae; Streptophyta; Magnoliopsida; Fagales; Fagaceae. Gene Ontology annotation, molecular function: proton-transporting ATP synthase activity, rotational mechanism; ADP binding; ATP binding. The coding region runs from base 661 to 2091 and encodes 476 amino acids. Gene Ontology annotation, biological process: proton transmembrane transport; proton motive force-driven ATP synthesis. The transcript has a single exon.